This is a messenger RNA of Diaporthe citri, 1398 nucleotides long. RefSeq lists its product as uncharacterized. Gene Ontology annotation, molecular function: FAD binding; oxidoreductase activity. Lineage: Eukaryota; Fungi; Ascomycota; Sordariomycetes; Diaporthales; Diaporthaceae. The transcript is spliced from 4 exons. The record is from RefSeq and is a predicted model, not a curated record. Bases 1 to 1398 code for a protein of 465 amino acids.
AUGGGUGAAGUCGCCCCCAAUCUCGACCAACUGCGCCAGCAUCUGGAGCAAUCCUCGGUACCAGCUGUCUUUCCAGACGCCCCGGAAUUCAAGAAGCUGGCCCAGUCUUACAACCGGGUCUUUUCAUACAGGCCGGCAGCCAUCUGCCUACCGGAGAAGGACGACGAUGUUGUCAACGCCAUAAACUCCGGUGGCCAAGACGGCAGCCUCAUACUGCAUAUGAGGAAUUUCUCCGCCGUCAGCCUUGAUACCGAGACGAAAGUCGCUGUUGUUGGCGCCGGUGUCCGUUUGGGACAGCUUGCAACAGAGCUGUUCCGCCAGGGGAAACGAGCCGUUCCUCACGGGACGAUAAAGAAUGUCGGAGUGGCUGGUCAUUUCUCCCACGGGGGUUACGGCUACCAAUCGCGAGCAUGGGGUCUGGCUGUGGACUCUAUCUGCGGGCUGGACGUGGUCCUCGCUGAUGGUAGACUGUUACAUGUCACGGAGAACGACCAUCCAGAGCUCUUCUACGCCUUUCGUGGAGCCGCCGAUUCCUUUGGCGUCAUCUUGCGUUUCCACCUGAGGACUGUACCGGCUCCUGAGGAGGUCGUACUUUUCUCAUACGACAUUGAUGGCAUAGUCGAGGAUGUUGACGAAGCUGCUGCUGCUUUUCUGAAUAUUCAGCAGGUUGUGCAAAAUGCCAACGUCAUCGACCGUGAUCUUUCCUUCGGCUUCUACAUACAUAAUGGGUCAUGGACCAUAUGGGGCGUCUUCCUGAGAGAUCAAGACGUUUUUGAGGCUAAAAUGGCACCAGCCCUGCUCGAUGGUUUCAAGCGACCUGUAAAGAAGUUCGUGCAAACCAUGGCAUGGCUAGAUUGUCUAGAUUGGUUUUCGGGUAACCACUCAAACGAUGCCACAGAAGAGGCAUAUGACACUUUCUACGCUCAGAGCGCACUCAUCCCGGAGCACACACCACUCAACGAGAAGGUCGUUCGAGCCUACUUCGAGACUAUGCGAAGUGCCAGUCUUGACUCAUCCCAGUCUUGGUAUGCCGUUAUCAAUGUUCACGGCGGUCCUGGUUCCCAGAUAACAUCUGUACCCGUCGGCGCAUCAGCAUAUACGCACCGAGAGAUGCUGUGGGUAAUCCAGCACUAUGGAUACUCAACCAACCAUCUGCCGCCGUUGCUGGACUCCACAAAGGCUGUAAUUACACGUCUAACGAGAGCCGUCAGAGCUGGCGUUCCCGCAUCGUCGCUGGGGGCAGAGCCGAAUUACCAUGAUCCGGACAUGGCUCGUGACACAGCACACAGCCUACAUUAUGGUGAAGCCGCGAUAAGGCGUCUCGAGGCUUUGAAGAGCGAGAUAGACCCGUCUGAAGUGUUUUGGAACCCCCAGUCUAUUCGACCGAAGGCGAACUGA